This is a messenger RNA of Lecanosticta acicola, 926 nucleotides long. Lineage: Eukaryota; Fungi; Ascomycota; Dothideomycetes; Mycosphaerellales; Mycosphaerellaceae. The record is from the annotation of a GenBank genome assembly.
AUGCCGAAUGUACCCUUCGCAGUCGGCAUCCAGCGGCUGAUACCGUUUCUGGGAUACCAUCAUGUCUUGAUGAUACUGAUUGCGAUUGCAAUCAUAUUGCUCUGUAAGAUACCAACUUCCCACUACCUGGACAUGAGAUGGGACACUGACUUGAGUGAUGCAUAGCACUAUUACUGGCAGGAUGUUCUUCCUCUUCGCCGCUAAUACCGGGCAUCUUCCUCAUAUCCUUCUACUACAAAUCGUACACGCCCGUCUACGAUCCAACACAAGUCAACCCAGGCGUCACAGCCGCAAUAGCCAACAUCGUCGGUGACGCUCAUCUGGAAGUACGAGUGGGAUACUUUGGUCUCUGCAUCAACCCCGAUGGAGGGAGUUUCCUGUGCUCCAACAAUGCGACUCUGUUAGCAGAGCAGAUCAGCAUUGACCAAGAUCCUCUGAACUUGAUCUGGGUCGCAACGACGUUCAAGAACAGUGUGGUAUUCCCAUACUUGCUGUAAGUCCUGAACACGUCACGAAAUGUCCCAAUCCACACUGACGUGUCCUUCAGCAUCGUCGCCAUCGUCCUCGCCUUCGUCACCUUCCUCCUCCUCGCAACAUUCCCCGGCUGGCACGAAGAACACGACGCCCGAACCGGUUCCGACAUCGACAUCAAACCCUUCCCUUCGAGACCGGUUUCCCAAGUCGCCCUCGCCCUCAUUUUCAUCGCCUCCAUCUUUGUCCUUGUCAGCGUUCUCUGGCAGCAUACUGCCUCCGUGGCCGCAGCACAGAUCGCGCAAGACUUCGGAAACGGAAGCGUCAAGAGCGGCGUUGGUACCAGCGCGAUGGUACUGGGUUGGUUUGGAUUUGCCUUGCUCAUCAUCGUUACGGUGGGACUGCUGGUAAUGAUUCUGAGUAUCCACCUGUUGGAUAGGUUGACGGAUGAGUGA